Molecule: messenger RNA, 3572 nt
Organism: Marmota flaviventris (yellow-bellied marmot)
Lineage: Eukaryota; Metazoa; Chordata; Mammalia; Rodentia; Sciuridae
Gene: Eps8
Product: EGFR pathway substrate 8, signaling adaptor
Biological process (GO): regulation of Rho protein signal transduction; Rho protein signal transduction; positive regulation of ruffle assembly
Cellular component (GO): vesicle; ruffle membrane; plasma membrane
Molecular function (GO): actin binding
Source: RefSeq, a predicted model, not a curated record
GAAGUGAGAGCCACCAUGAAUGGUCAUAUUUCUAAUCAUCCCAGUGGUUUUGGAAUGUACCCAUCUCAAAUGAAUGGCUAUGGAUCAUCACCCCCCUUUUCCCAAAUGGACAGAGAUCACAGUUCAAAAACAAGUGCAAAGGCUCUAUAUGAACAAAGGAAGAAUUAUGCAAGAGACAGUGUCAGCAGUGUGUCAGAUAUAUCCCAGUACCGAGUUGAACACCUGACUACCUUUAUUCUGGAUCGGAAAGAUGCUAUGAUAACCGUGGAUGAUGGAAUAAGGAAGCUGAAAUUGCUUGAUGCUAAGGGCAAAGUAUGGACUCAAGAUAUGAUCCUUCAGGUGGAUGACCGAGCUGUGAGCCUGAUUGAUUUAGAAUCAAAGAAUGAAUUGGAGAAUUUUCCUUUGAACACCAUCCAACACUGCCAAGCUGUCAUGCAUUCAUGCAACUAUGAUUCGAUUCUUGCCCUUGUAUGCAAGGAACCAACUCAGAACAAGCCAGAUCUUCAUCUUUUUCAAUGUGAUGAGAUUAAGGCGAAUCUGAUAAGUGAAGAUAUUGAAAGUGCAAUCAGUGACAGCAAAGGAGGGAAACAGAAGAGGCGCCCCGAGGCCCUGAGGAUGAUUUCCAAAGCAGAUCCUGGCAUACCACCUCCACCUAGAGCUCCUGCACCUGUGCCACCAGGGACUGUCACCCAGGUGGAUGUUAGAAGUCGAGUAGCAGCCUGGUCGGCAUGGGCAGCUGACCAAGGGGACUUUGAGAGACCACGGCAGUAUCACGAGCAGGAAGAAACACCAGAGAUGACAGCGGCCCGAAUUGACAGAGAUGUGCAAAUCUUAAAUCAUAUUUUGGAUGACAUUGAAUUUUUUAUCACAAAACUCCAAAAAGCAGCUGAAGCAUACUCUGAACUUUCUAAAAGGAAAAAAACUAAGAAAAGUAAAAAAAAAGGACCAGGAGAGGGUGUUUUAACACUGAGGGCAAAACCUCCACCUCCUGAUGAAUUUGUGGACUGUUUCCAGAAGUUUAAACAUGGAUUUAACCUUCUGGCCAAACUGAAGUCUCAUAUCCAGAACCCUAGUGCUGCUGAUUUGGUUCAUUUUUUGUUUACUCCAUUAAAUAUGGUAGUGCAGGCAACAGGGGGUCCUGAACUAGCCAGUUCAGUACUCAGCCCUCUCUUGACUAAGGACACAAUUGAUUUCUUAAAUUAUACUGUCAAUACUGAUGAACGGCAGCUGUGGAUGUCACUGGGUGAAACUUGGAUGAAAGCCAGAGCAGAGUGGCCGAAAGAACAAUUUAUUCCACCAUAUGUUCCACGGUUCCGCAAUGGCUGGGAGCCCCCCAUGCUGAACUUCAUGGGGGCACCAAUGGAACAAGAUAUGUACCACUUGGCUGAAUCUGUGGCAAAUGUAGCAGAACAUCAGCGCAAGCAAGACAUGAAAAGAUUGUCCAAUGAGCACUCCACUGUCUCUGAGUAUCCUCCAGCUGAUGGAUAUGCAUUCCACAACAACAUGUAUACAAGAGGGCCCCAUCUGGACCAUGGGGAAGCUGCUGGUGCUUUUAAGCCAACUCCUAAUCGCCAUGCAGAUAGAAAUUAUGACCCACUCAAAACACAACCGAAGAAAUAUGCCAAAUCCAAGUAUGACUUCGUAGCAAGGAACAACAGUGAGCUCUCAGUUCUGAAGGAUGAUAUAUUAGAGAUACUUGAUGAUAGGAAACAAUGGUGGAAGGUUCGAAAUGCAAGUGGAGAUGCUGGGUUUGUGCCAAAUAAUAUUCUGGAUAUUGUGAGACCUCCAGAAUCUGGAUUAGGACGUGCUGAUCCACCGUACACACAUACCAUACAGAAACAAAGGAUGGAGUAUGGUCCAAGACCAGCUGAUACUCCUUCUGCCCCAUCACCACCUCCAACGCCAGCUCCUGUUCCUGUCCCCCUUCCACCUUCUGUACCAGCACCUGUUCCUGUGUCAAAGGUCCCAGCAAAUGUAACACGUCAGAACAGCAGCUCCAGUGACAGUGGUGGUAGCAUUGUUCGGGACAGCCAGAGACACAAACAAGUGCCCGUGGACCGAAGGAAGUCUCAGAUGGAGGAAGUACAGGAUGAGCUCAUCCACAGGCUGACCAUUGGUCGGAGUGCUGCUCAGAAGAAGUUCCACGUGCCACGGCAGAAUGUGCCAGUUGUCAACAUCACCUAUGAUUCCACACCCGAGGAGGUGAAGACAUGGUUACAGUCAAAAGGGUUUAACCCUGUGACUGUCAAUAGUCUUGGAGUAUUAAAUGGUGCGCAACUUUUCUCUCUCAACAAAGAUGAAUUGAGAACAGUGUGCCCUGAAGGGGCCAGAGUCUUUAGCCAAAUCACUGUACAAAAAGCUGCAUUAGAGGAUAGCAAUGGCAGCUCUGAGUUGCAAGAAAUCAUGCGAAGACGACAGGAAAAGAUCAGUGCUGCUGCUAGUGACUCGGGAGUGGAAUCUUUUGAUGAAGGAAGCAGUCACUAAUUUGUUGUUUGUUUUUAAACUCCAUCUUUCUUGGCAUUACUACAACAUGCUUUGUUUUAAGAAGCCUUGAAGGGAAUGUCAGAUCUGUUUUUCUAGGUAUACAUAAUUUAUUGCCAUAAAAAACCAUACCUGAGUAAGCAGAGGAAUUGCUUUUGGGCCCAUUAUUUUUAUUAAAACUGACACAUUUUAGACUGAAUUUUUUUUUUUACCUUUGGGAAUAUUUUUCCUACUUUAACAAUUAAUUAUUUCACCCAUCAUAUUGUAUAAGUAGGAAUUUAUUGUCCAUGAUUCAAAAUCUAAACAAUUCAUUUUUUUGUACAUGUGGUGUCAGGCAUGGUGUAGCUCCCUGAGGCUGGCUUCUGCAUUCUUGGGUCUCUCGUCUGACAUGCUCAAAGAUAGAAUAUUUAGAUUUAUUUUAAGUUCUUAAUGCCAACUGUUUAAAAAUUAAAGCAUCAAAUGAACUGUAUAGUCAGUCCUCAGAUAUGCAAAUAACAACCUCUGGAGCAUUCUCAAAACAUUUUAUUUGUCAUGGCUCUGUUGAUUGCAAUUCCUUGCAUAGCUUGUAUUUUGAUUUAGUUUAUAUUCUGCUUAUUAUGUAUACUGUGUUCUUAUAUAUAAGAAAGCACAAGUGGAAAGAGGUCAUAUACAUUCAAAAUCUAUCACAGGAAGUAGCCUGCAUUGGUGUGCAUUACAGUAUUUUGCCUAAUGAAGGCCUCAGUUAUGAAUAUUGAUAUAAGUAGUUCAAGGAUAUUGGGGCCAUUUCAUGUGAUUGUCUGUGUCAAGUCUUUCUGGUGAUAAGAAACAUAUAAUUUACACAUACUUUAAUCUUGUGAAAGAUUCUAGAUAAAGAAAAGAAAGAUACCUAACCUUCAACAAAUGUUAUUUUUGGAAACACGAUUUUUGUCAUUAAAUGUUAUAUUAUUUCACAUAUAUAAAGCAGAUGUUAUGUAAGAAUGUUGUAUAUUUUAACAUAAAUUCAUUUAGAGAGAUUAUCUAGAUUCAUUAAUUUUUCAUAGUGCCUUUUUCACAUGAGUCAGCUGGAAAGUCUACAAUAAACAGUAUUUGCUGUAUGUUAACAAAUGGCUUCU